Thyridium curvatum is the source of this 1245-nucleotide messenger RNA. RefSeq lists its product as uncharacterized. Lineage: Eukaryota; Fungi; Ascomycota; Sordariomycetes; Thyridiales; Thyridiaceae. The record is from RefSeq and is a predicted model, not a curated record. The coding region runs from base 1 to 1245 and encodes 414 amino acids. The transcript is spliced from 6 exons.
AUGAGUCUCUAUGCGCGCAAUCACGUCAAGGGAGAAGUCCAUGGCUUCGUGAACCCUUAUGCUGAGCUGAAUGCCGGGCUAUGGUCGCUCUUCGCUGGCGCUACUGUCCUGCUCGCCCUGAGGCUCUGGAUAAAAGUCACCCGACGCCAUGGCCUCUGGUACGAUGACCAUAUUCUGGUCACAUCGUGGGUGAUCCUCCUUGCGAACAACAGCCUCAUCGUCCACGAGUUCGCCACCGGCUUGGUACCCAAAGAUUCGGCCCAGAAAUGGGACGACCGCAUGCAAAUCCUCAUAAACAUAUCGACCUGCGGCAACCUGAUCGGGCAGUCCUUGACCAAGACAGCCUUUGGUGUGACGCUCCUGCGCAUGACCAAAGACUGGCUGCGCUGGGCGAUCUGGUUCUGUAUCGGCACCAUGAACCUGUGGAUGUUGUUGCGGAUGCUCUUCCAGUGGGCCAAGGUGUGCGACAACACGAGCUACCAGAACCACUAUCGCCUUAACUUUUGCAUCAGCGACCAGUUCCGGAAGGACUUCAAGGAGGGCGGCAACGUCUACAAUAUCAUUAUGGACUUUAUUUUUGCGUUCAUUCCAUGGCUGGUUCUCAAGCCGUUGGGGUUGAAGAAGAUGGAGAAGAUCGGCCUCGGUCUCACGAUGAGCCUUGGCAUGAUAGUCGCGAUUGUAGCGGCCGUCCGAGUGUCGUGGAAGAACGACGAGAAUGGACGAGAUGAGUGGUUCUUUUGGCGUAAUGGUGUGGCGCAGGUCUGGUACAACUCCGAAAUCACCGGAACAAUUAUAGUGCAAUGCAUCCCCGUCCUCCGCUCGCUCGCCAAGGACAUCCACACGUCCCUCGUGGCGAAGAGGUUGUCCUCGACAACAGCCGGUGGCCGCGACUCCUUUCGAGACAGCAGGUCUCGCAAGAAGAUUUCGGGAGGGGCACAUCCCGAAGGCGGCUGGAGAAGCAUCGACGACAAGGCGGGGCAAGCCACCACAGUGCAGCGCGGGCUGUCUGUCGAGACCAGCCAGGACGCGCAGCUGCCGCUGUCGUUGCUGUCGCCGAGCUUCUCUGUCAACUACACGACGCAGGCGUCUCCUCGGUCGGAGUCCUGGAUACUGUCUCCGAGCGAGAGCCGCUUCAGGAGGAGCCGGGACAGAGACACCUGGUCGACAAUGGCGUGUGAUAUCGAGAGGGACGGGCCGUUUUUCGGCUUAUCACCGCCGCCACCACCGCCUCCACCCAAGGACUGA